This is a messenger RNA of Hypoxylon fragiforme, 1922 nucleotides long. RefSeq lists its product as uncharacterized. Bases 550 to 1743 code for a protein of 397 amino acids. The transcript has a single exon. The record is from RefSeq and is a predicted model, not a curated record. NCBI's taxonomy places the organism in Eukaryota, Fungi, Ascomycota, Sordariomycetes, Xylariales, Hypoxylaceae.
GAAUUAAAUAAAUGGAAUUGAAUAAAAAGUGGUUGAAUUAAGGCUGUGGAGGCUCAGCUCCUUAUCUUAUCAGUUUCUGCGGGAAACAAAGUCCGAGCUUGAAAUUUUCACUCAUAGGCACGGCUCCACUACACGAUUUUAUUAAGUAAAACUUUACAUUUAACUCGUCCCUCCUUAGUAAAGUUUUACUAAUGAGUAAGAAUUAAAAGAAGUAUUACAUUUCAUCAUAUAUCAUAUUUCGCUAUCGCCGUUAUGUAAUACAUAACCCCUGACCCCUGGACCCCUAUCUAUGACCAGGUAGGUACUAUACUUCACACCCUAAAUGUUUGCAACCUCGUCAUCCGGCGUGAAUUUUCAGCUCUUGCUUCUUUUUCCAUGUCAAUACUUUAGGUGAACAUCUCAUGUCUUCAUUGAAUAUUCACCUACUAUACGGUCCAACAUAUUCAAGUGCACACCUACUUUUUUACCUAUUUACCUAUCUUAUCCCUAUCUUGAAAUAUUAUCUCAUCCCUUAUUUAAUUUAAUUAGCCUUGCCUUCCUCUCAUCGUGAUGUCGGAUGAUUUCCGAGCAAUGUUGGACGCUGCUGCUGAACGUUUGGAGUCACAGUUCAGGGCUUUUUCAUCCAACCUGAGCACCCAACCAGACCGUGACCGCCAUCCCAAAGAGCAGACCAGUAGGCACCGGCGCGCUUCAGAGAGCGGGAAGCCCACCGCAGCGAAGGAUCCAGCUGGUUCUAACACAGCCCCAACUGCCUGGAAAGCCGCCCUCGAGGUCUUGCCAGACGAGCUAACCAACAUGCCUCUACCCAGCAACCCUCUCGCCCGCGCUCUAGCCGAGCAGCCCACCGUGCGUGAGCUGGAGUGGAACACGUACCGGUCGCAAAAGAAUUUCAAGCCGCGGACCACGAUGGACAUCACCUCCAUCAUGAUCUACCUCUCGGGGAAAAUCAGCGCCGACCCGUGCCGAAACUGCCGCCUGAUGAACAGGCCCUACGCGCGGUGCGUCGUGCCGUCGCCCGCGGUGCUCGCGCAGAGUAGUAGUCUGCGGCACGCGUGCGCGAACUGCACGUACCAGAGCCAGCAUCAGCGGUGCACGAAUCUGCCUAUCGAGAACGAGGAGCUGGCUACGAAGACCCGGAUGGCUAAGUCCGCAUUCAGGAUAAAGAACGCGACGCCCGUUAAACCUGUCGGGCGGAAGCCCAAGUCCGUCACCAGGAAUGCCAGUGCCAAGUUUAGCACCAGCAACAACAGCCCUACAUCAAAGCACAGGGCAGAUUUCAAAGACAUGAUACACAAGCAGUCAGCUGCUGCGAAGGGUAGUACAUCGGGGACAGCUUCAUUUACCGAGAAGCUCCGUCAAGCUCGUUCGUGGUCCCCUUACUCCCGGCAGCAGAUGAACGCAGAGGUGAUGCAGUGGCAAGCAGCCAUCAUGACCGUUGAAGCAGAAAAUCCCACUUCCACCUCAUCGUUCAACAGCCCCACACUCGCAGGGCGACAAGAACUCGAAAUGAAUCGGCUACUACCAGCUCCUAAUUUCGGUCGACGUCAAAGUGGUAGCGUAUCAAUGGACAUGCCAUCUUCGUUGCUUCCCCCCACUCACCCGGUUCCAUCCGUAGCGAGUUCUUCGGUCGAGGAAUAUCAAGGGGAGGUAAGUUCACAACGGAUAGAUGAGGGCGAUGGUCAAGAAAGUGACAGUUGCGAUAGAGACGGCGAAGGUCUUCGCGGGUUGGCCGUUGCAAUAUGAGGCCUGUGACAGGGUAUGAACCUGAAUGAUGAUAAAUUGCCAUGACAUUAUAACUAAAUGCCUAUCAAGGUACACGACCUCUAGACUUUCCUAGAGAUUAUCCUGUCACACUUGCUGUCAAUACAAGAUACCUAGUCAUCUAUCUACCAGACGUGCCGCUAUUUUUCGCCUGGCCACUU